Molecule: messenger RNA, 1371 nt
Organism: Actinia tenebrosa (Australian red waratah sea anemone)
Lineage: Eukaryota; Metazoa; Cnidaria; Anthozoa; Actiniaria; Actiniidae
Product: 14-3-3-like protein 2 pseudogene
Source: RefSeq, a predicted model, not a curated record
UUGGCACGUGAUCUGUCUUCGAAGGUAGCCAGCUCCCGCAUUUGUUGAAAAGUUUGAAAGCAACUGAAAUAAUUUAGAAAAUCUAGAAUGGAGGGUUCAAGAGACGAGCUUAUUCAAUUAGCCAAGAUAGCUGAACAGAGCGAACGUUAUGAUGAUAUGGUAGACGCCAUGCAAAAGGUUACAAAAUUGGGAGGGCCGUUGAAUGAAGAAGAGCGAAAUCUUCUGUCGGUCGCUUACAAGAACGUGGUUGGAGCACGACGUUCGGCUUGGCGAGUCGUUUCAAGCAUAGAACAGAAGCAGGCAGAAAAGGAGGGCAAAACUGAAAUACCAGAGAAGUAUCGUCGUAUCAUCGAGAAGGAGCUAAAUGCAAAAUGCGAAGAGGUUUUGAGCCUUCUGGAAAACCAUUUGCUUAAGUCCGUCGAUGAAUCGGCGAGUGAGGGAGCUACAGAAGCCAAAGUGUUCUUCUUGAAAAUGCAGGGUGACUACUACAGAUAUCUAGUUGAGGUAGCUACCGGUGAUACUCGUGACGAACUUACUGAAAAAUCCUUGAAAGCGUACCAAGAUGCCUCUACCGCUACCAAGGAAUUGCCAAGUACCCACCCGAUCCGUCUUGGUUUGGCUCUCAACUUUUCAGUCUUUUACUACGAGAUAAAAAACCUGCCCGACAAGGCCUGCGAGCUAGCUAAAAAAGCCUUUGACGAGGCCAUUGCUGAGCUUGAUAGCUUGAAAGAGGAGUCGUACAAAGAUAGUACGUUGAUUAUGCAGUUAUUGAGGGACAACCUGACACUGUGGACCUCUGAUUCUGAGCAAAAUCAAGAAGACGCUGACGACUCUUGAACUGAACCAUCCCUCAAGCAAGUUUGAAAGUAGGCGUCUAAUUGAAUAUUAUAUUCAGAAAAGGAAGAAAUUUAAACUUGCAGUUAUUACUGCUUUUUUUGAUUUUGAUGUGUGAUAUUGUAUCAGAGAUAGGCACUGUCUUUAGUGGCAAUCAAACUCUUAUAACCAGGAAAAGCUGUCUAUGAUCGCUGUAGAACUUGCCCUACAUUCCUUUCGAUUUCAGACAAUCUUUCCCCCCUUGCCUUAGAAAUUUAGAUCUGUAAACCACCAAAUGCUGGAAAAUUUAAUAAUUUUUUUGUUGACUGUCACAUAUACACUAUAUAUGCAUAGAUAGAUGUAUAUAUAUAUUUAAAAUUGCUAAGAAUCUGAGCACAUUCUGUCCUGUAAUUGAAAUUGAUUACACCUCAAUGUUAUACGUAUAGGAAUAUUUCUCUUUUGAAUAAAGGCUUGUAAAACACAGAAAAUACCCAAUGUAUAAAGGUUUUAUGUAUUCUACGAAUUGUAUACUAUAAUAAAAGGUCGGUGUUAUUAGGG